UGUUCUGUGAUCUGCACCUGCAGUUGACUGAUCCAGAUCCAAGGUAAACGUCACAUUGCCUCAAAAUUUGUUGAGGUUAAACUCUUCUCAACUCAAAACAUUCCGGCAAACUGCUCAUUUGUAAGUUAUCUGGAGUUUUCUUCUCGAAAUGCGUUUCUCCCUGUUCCUACUGUUCGCUGCGAUUUUUUGCCACGCGAAAUCGGAACUGGAACAAAUACUCGAUGAUGAGUUGGUAAAUUUGAUUAGGAGUGAAAAAUAUCUGGUUGUCCUGUUUUCCACAAAACACUGCCGUGAAUGCGAUAAUUACGAAAACCAAUUGACUGCCAUUAGGGAGGAUGUGGUGGAAGUGCUCAAUGCAUGGGUAGUGAAAUUAAUUGAUAGUUCGAUGACCCGGUUAUAUACUCCUAACAAGGAGCCAGCGGUGGUGUUCUUCAGGCAUGGAAUACCGCUGCUCUACGACGGACCGAUAGACGAUCAAAUUAUACUUGAUACGUUUUCCAAUAACAAAGAGCCGGCUGUGAAAGAGCUGACCGAUGAAACUUUCGAACAUUUAACGCAGGCUGCUUCAGGAGCCACCACUGGCGAUUGGUUUGUUCAGUUCUACACAACAGACUGUGUGGAAUGCCAACGAAUGCAAGCCAAAUGGGAAGCUGUGGGGGCCCAUUUGAAGUCCCGCAUGAACAUUGCCCGAGUAAACCGAGCCACUACAGGCGCCAUGACUGCCCGACGAUUCGAUGUGUUUGAGGUCCCAACUUUCAUCCUGUUCAAGAAGGGAAAGAUGUACAAGUAUCACAAUCAGGACUUCGAGAUUAAGUCGCUAGUGGCAUUCGCUCAGGACUGGUUUAAAAACAUGAAGCCCGAGAAUGUUCCAGUGCCAAAAUCGCCGUUCGAUGAUCUAAUUGCGGCCACUGUUACGUUCAUGAAAGAUAAUCCUUAUCUGUGGCAAGUCGGAUUUGGGAGCUUGCUUCUCGGCCUGGUCAUUUCCACUGUGCUCAAGUUCCUGAAGAAAUCAGAAAAAGUGGAGGAAAAACCCAGCAAAUCUCAAAAGAAGAGCAAAAAAACCUCUAAAAAAGAAUAAACUGAAUUGUUACAUUUUCAGUUCAGGCAGCGGUAAGUGGGUUAAUACUUGAUUUAGCAAAAAAACACUGAAGAGAUUAAAAAACAUGUUGGUUUCUUUUA
Molecule: messenger RNA, 1179 nt
Organism: Dendroctonus ponderosae (mountain pine beetle)
Lineage: Eukaryota; Metazoa; Arthropoda; Insecta; Coleoptera; Curculionidae
Product: thioredoxin domain-containing protein
Exons: 4
Coding region: 149-1078 (309 amino acids)
Source: RefSeq, a predicted model, not a curated record